Messenger RNA from Haemonchus placei, 2277 nucleotides. Lineage: Eukaryota; Metazoa; Nematoda; Chromadorea; Rhabditida; Trichostrongylidae. The record is from the annotation of a GenBank genome assembly.
AUGGUAGAACAACUCUUAGCCGAAGCUACUGCGGAUCGGCUAAUUCGACCAUCUUUCCCGCACCAACCCAUAGAAGUUAAGGCCGCAUCUCCGCUUCGAAACGGGCCCAAUAGAUCGAGGCAAUUUUCUUCUCGCUUUAAUUCCAACCGUAACUCUAACAAUAAUUUUCAGAGAAGUCCUGGCAGAGAUAUUCCGCGAACUUCGCAACGAGCAACGUCUCCCUCUUGUUAUAACUGCGGAGGAAAAGGACACUAUUCACGCUACUGCUCUUCUCCACGUUAUUCUCGGCAGAAUACAGGUACGCCUUCUCAACGUAGUUAUUCCCGUGAGCGUUCUUUCUCAAGUCCUCCUCGCUCUUCUUACUCUCGUCCUUACUCUGACUCGCGCCGUAGAGUUGAUUUCGAACUAUCACAGGCGCGUGAACAAAUUAAAGCACUGACUCUCUCGUUGCGUGAUAAUGAAUCUGCAUUGCAACAGUCUGAUGCCAGAAUUAAUGCUUUAGUUAAACGUAAUGAGGAACUGGCAAAUUCAACUUUUGGUCACCCUUCUUCAUUUGCUUCGCCUUCAUCUCCUCACGUGAAGUUUAUCUUGCCUAUUUGCAUGCUCUUGUGCUGCACUGUCGUGGGUGCUGUACCCACCUCAGCUUGGCUUUGUCCAAGGGAUUCAGCUGAUACCAUCGCACGAAUUCCUUUGUCAUAUAAUUGCUCUCAUAUCUUGCCUAAAGUCGAUGGUACUCCUCUUCCUCUUCCAUUACAUGUUUAUCGUCCCAAUACCGUACGUUAUGAUACGCCUGCUUUUCUUUGUAAGAUUAUCACUCGUACAGUGACCUUUUCUGUCAAUUUCUUUGGGUAUCGGUUCGAAAAUCACACCGAAACGUAUUCUGUAGUUUCCCUCGAAACCUGUCAACUUAUGACGCAACACCAUCGUUGCGAAUAUGGUGAUAUGUCCCAAGCAGAUAACAUAUGGUCGUCAUCUAAUACUCUGGCCAUUGACUGGCCGUCUGCCCCAUUUGGCUGUUGUGUACAGAAGACAGUUACAGUAUCCAAUUGCCUCCUAAUACCAACUACGGUACACAUGCGGCAUGGUUCCGAGGUACCCGAUUCUCCAGUGGGUAAUCUUGCUAAAUGCUCCUAUGAGGCAGGCCACUGCUUACUGAAAGACGGAUCCAUGCUGUGGUGGACUCCUAACAAAAGGGAGCUUUGUCGCUUUAUCCCAGUAAUGAAAAUGAAAGGCCGCCAAUUAGGCGAGGUGUGGAUAAGUGACUCCAAAGAGUUCGCCUUGUCCUGGCGUGACUCUAGUACUCGGAUCCAAGACUGCGGGGCUCCACUCAUCCUGACAGACCAGGGAUAUGCUAUUACACCUGUUACUCGAGUCCCUCGCUCCGCAGCCCCCGAUACUGGGCUGAUCACAUCAAAUCAGCUGGCGGCUCAACUUUUAGCUGUUGAGGGUUCGGUUCACUCCGCCGUUUCGGCAUUAUUUCACCACGCCUUAUCUGCUAUUUGCGAUCGUACGAACCUCCUCGCAUUUGCUCUUCACACAUCGUUGUCAACAAACCCUACGCUUACGGUCCGCAAUCUUUUGGGCCGAAACGAUAUUGCCGCCACUUCCGUGGGCAACGAUUUAGUUCAAAUACAUCGUUGCAUGCCUGUACCGUCUCAGAGUGUCCGUCUUAUUCCGUUUAACUCUUCCUGUUUUUCGAAGCCUCUGGUCGAACUUUCUCUACCACGUGGCGCUUUGAUCACUUCUUUUAUUGAUCCAUCUACUUUGGUCCUUUCGCAUGAUGCAACUCCAAUUGAUUGCUCGAACAUUUCGCCUUUUUAUUUCAAUAAUGCUCAAGCAUACUAUAGAUUUGAUUCUAUUUCGGGCGAUAUCCAGGCGGUACCUCCCUCUCAGGUUCGCCAAAUAGCAGUUCCUUCAACAUUUAAUGAAUCGGUUGUCGCCCUUCCUCUCACCAUUUUUCAUAAUCUCGUUCUCACAAAUCUCAGUGAAUUAGUACAAGACCAUCAAUGGACUGAGUUGUGGUCUUCAGUAUCGCCAGACUACCUUUUAAAAGCCUCUUCAGUCGCUACUUCUAUAUCAUCCUCCACUGCCACUCAUAGUUCCCUCUCUUCUACAUUCUCCCUAUUUCCUUCUCUUUGGGGUUCAUGGUCUGCAUUCGAUAUUUGGGUCUCCCUUUGUUCACUCUGCGUCUCCUUUGGCCUACUCAGAACUGCUAUUAUACUCUACUGUAAUAUUUAUUACCCGGGCGCUUUGCCCGCUUUUCGAGAACAGUUCAUG